Molecule: messenger RNA, 1539 nt
Organism: Stereum hirsutum FP-91666 SS1
Lineage: Eukaryota; Fungi; Basidiomycota; Agaricomycetes; Russulales; Stereaceae
Exons: 2
Coding region: 47-1372 (441 amino acids)
Biological process (GO): mannitol catabolic process
Cellular component (GO): cytosol
Molecular function (GO): mannitol-1-phosphate 5-dehydrogenase activity
Source: RefSeq, a predicted model, not a curated record
ACCCAUCCCGCAUCCUCAUCCCUAACUAUCCCAUACGACUCCGAGCAUGACCUCCACCCCAACACCGGUACCCAACCCCGACGGCCGCCUCGCCCUCCAAUUCGGCGCCGGCAACAUCGGACGCGGCUUCAUCGGCCCUCUGCUCUCCGAAUCCGGGUACCACAUCAUCUUCGCGGACGUGAACGCGUCUUUGAUCUCCUCUAUCAAUGCGACGCAUUCCUACGUGCUCACCAUCCUCGAAUCAGGCGCGGAUAUCACACAGACGAUCGAGAAUGUUUCCGGCGUUCUUUCCAGCGGUGACGGCGAGGAAGUGAUCAAGGUGUUCGAGGAUCCGAAGUUGGAUAUCGUGACGACGGCGGUGGGGCCUGUGGUGUUGAAGAAAGUCGCACCGGUGAUCGCGCGGGGUCUGCAGGCGAGGAGGAGGAAGUUGGGGGAAAGUGGGCCGGUGAAUGUGAUUGCGUGUGAGAAUAUGGUGCAGCAGACGGCGACGCUGCGGAGGUACGUGUUUGAGCAUCUGGAAGAUGAGGAGGAUCGGGCGUGGGUUAGUGAGAAUGUUGGAUUCGCGAACUGCUCUGUCGACCGCAUCGUCCCCCCCGCAACCCCCUCGCACCCCUCCACCCCUGCUGACUCCCUCUCGCCCACCCGCUCCUCCACCCCCCUCCCUCUCUCCUCCACCAACACACUCUCCCCUCUCACCGGCACACAACCCCAAACCCCCCUUGGCGUCCGCGUCGAAGGCUACUACGAAUGGAUCGUCGACCAACGUUCCCUCAAACCUACCCCAAUGGCUGUAACGAUCCCCUCCCUCAAAUCCACCUCCAACCUCGCCGGCUACCUCGAGCGCAAACUCUUCACGCUCAACACCGGGCACGCCAUAACCUCCUACCUCGGUUUCAUCCUGGGCUACACCACCAUCGACGCCGCGAUUCGUGACGAGAGGGUGUAUGAGACCGUGAAGGGUGCGUUGGAAGAGAGCGGGGCUACGUUGGUGCGGAAGUAUGGGUUUGAGCCUGGACAUCAUUCGCGGUAUAUAUUGCGUAUCAUCCAUCGGUUCGAGAAUCCGAAACUGGGCGACGAAGUGACACGCGUUGGGAGGCAGCCGCUGCGUAAACUGGGGAAAGGCGAUAGAUUGAUGGGGCCGGUGAAGUAUGCGCUCGAGUACGGAUUGGGCUGGGAUAAUCUGGCGAAGGGGAUCGCGGCGGCGUUUAUGUUUGAGGCGGAGGGGGACGAGGAGAGUGUCGAGUUGAGGGGGAAGGUGGAGAGGCUGGGGAUCGAGGGCGCGGUGGAGGAGGUGUUGGGGUUCAAGCAAGGGACAGAGGAAAAUAAGAAGGUUGUUGGGGCGUAUGAGGAGUUGAAGACGUGGAGGAAGUAGAAUUGUGAAGAAGAGGAAUACAUGGAUUGUAGUUUUAUAGUUUGGAAUGUAGCCCUGCGCCUCUUUGUUUUCAUUAGAUAGAUGUAACCCCCGUAUGUAGUACAGAAUAAUAAUCAAGCCUGUCCUCUCAUCUCUUUCCGUUACCAUGCAAUACUACAGUGAUUCGC